AUGUCUCACGACAAACAGUUCACUUUGUAUUCGCACCCGACAGGGCCGAAUGGAUGGAAAACUGCCUUCAUCCUGACUGAGUUGGGACUCUCAUACGAGACCAUUUAUCUGGAUUUCAUGACGGGCGAACACAAAGCACCUGAAUACACCAAGUACAAUCCUAACGGAAGAGUCCCAGCUCUCAUUGAUCAUAGCAACAGCGACUUCGUAGUCUGGGAGUCCAACGCUAUUGCGAUCUACCUAGUCGACAAAUACGAUACGGAUCAUAGGGUUUCUGCCUCUUCGUUGGAGAGUAGGAUUCAACAGCUGCAAUGGCUAUUUUUUCAGGCAUCAGGACAAGGCCCUUAUUUCGGACAAGGGGUCUGGUUCCGCCUCUAUCACCCCGAAAAGCUCCCCAGCGCCAUAGAACGAUAUCAGAAAGAGGUGGUUCGUGUUCUGAGUGUUUUGGAAAGUGUCUUGUCACAACAGGAGUGGUUGGUGGAGGGCAAGUGUACUGUCGCUGACCUCUCCUUUAUAACCUGGAAUAACUCCAUUGCAACGGUCAUCAUGAAAGGUUACGAAAGCUUCGACCUCGAGAACGAUUUUCCCGCUGUUCACGCGUGGCACAAGAGAUUGUUGUCUAGAGAUGCGGUUAUUCAAGUCCUAGACGUUCAAGAGAGAGAGGCGCAGAAGCAUCCCUUACUGCACAAAUUACUGCAUGGUGAAGUCUGA
Molecule: messenger RNA, 711 nt
Organism: Postia placenta MAD-698-R-SB12
Lineage: Eukaryota; Fungi; Basidiomycota; Agaricomycetes; Polyporales; Adustoporiaceae
Exons: 6
Coding region: 1-711 (236 amino acids)
Source: RefSeq, a predicted model, not a curated record